ACCGCUAGGGUUUUCUCUCACUCAAACCUCUCCAGAGAGCACAGCACAAAACCCUAACCAUGGCGGCGGCAGUGGUUCCAUCUAAGGAGUCCGUCCAAUGCUUCGGUCGCAAGAAGACCGCGGUGGCCGUGACCUACUGCAAGCGCGGCCGUGGCCUCAUCAAGAUCAACGGCUGCCCAAUCGAGCUCGUCGAGCCAGAGAUCCUCCGAUUCAAGGCCUACGAGCCGAUCCUCCUCCUCGGACGACACCGUUUCGCUGACGUGGACAUGCGCAUCCGCGUCAAGGGCGGAGGUCACACGUCUCAGAUCUACGCCAUCCGUCAGAGCAUCGCUAAGGCGUUGGUUGCUUUCUACCAGAAGUAUGUGGAUGAGCAGAGCAAGAAGGAGAUUAAGGACAUUUUGGUCAGGUACGACAGGACUCUCCUCGUCGCUGAUCCAAGGCGCUGCGAGCCCAAGAAGUUCGGUGGGCGUGGUGCUCGUGCUAGGUUCCAGAAGUCUUACCGUUAAUUUGGAGAGCUCGACAGGUUGUUUCUUUGCUUUGGUUUUUGAGAACUUGGAUUUUGAUGUCAAUGAAUAUGUUAUAAUUUCGAGACUUUGUAGUUGUUUUAGUAAGACGGAAUUUGAAAUGGUGCUUUUUGUUAUGAUCAAGUAUGAAAUGGUUUAGUUAAUUU
Messenger RNA from Fragaria vesca subsp. vesca, 670 nucleotides. RefSeq names its product 40S ribosomal protein S16-like. The coding region runs from base 60 to 506 and encodes 148 amino acids. Gene Ontology annotation, cellular component: cytosolic small ribosomal subunit; ribosome. The transcript has a single exon. Lineage: Eukaryota; Viridiplantae; Streptophyta; Magnoliopsida; Rosales; Rosaceae. Gene Ontology annotation, biological process: maturation of SSU-rRNA from tricistronic rRNA transcript (SSU-rRNA, 5.8S rRNA, LSU-rRNA); translation. Gene Ontology annotation, molecular function: structural constituent of ribosome; RNA binding. The record is from RefSeq and is a predicted model, not a curated record.